Molecule: messenger RNA, 529 nt
Organism: Brassica napus (rape)
Lineage: Eukaryota; Viridiplantae; Streptophyta; Magnoliopsida; Brassicales; Brassicaceae
Product: (DL)-glycerol-3-phosphatase 1, mitochondrial-like
Exons: 3
Biological process (GO): glycerol biosynthetic process
Molecular function (GO): sn-glycerol 3-phosphatase activity
Source: RefSeq, a predicted model, not a curated record
CCAAUAUGCAGUACGCACACACAUCAUUUUGAUCUGAAGACGCAAAGGCACAGAGAGGUUUUCUCGUGGAUACAUCACAUAGUGAGGGGAGAUGAUCCAGAGGUGAAGCAAGGGAAGCCUGCUCCUGACGGUUUUCUUGCUGCUGCUAGGAGAUUUGAGGAUGGUCCUGUAGAUCCACGUAAGGCUCUGGUGUUUGAAGAUGCUCCUUCCGGUGUCAUGGCAGCUAAAAACGCUGGAAUGAAUGUGAUAAUGGUACCGGAUCCGAGAUUGGACAAGUCCUACUGUGACGUUGCGGAUCAGGUUCUAGCCUCUCUGCUUGAUUUCAAACCAGAGGAAUGGGGCUUACCUCCUUUUGAGGAUUCAGAAAACUAAGACCACAAAAGCUUCAGGGUAAACAUUAUCCUCAAGCUAUAAGAUACUUGACUGGUUUGCUUUGAUUCUUUUAUGAUUGAAUCCCAGAAAGUUCAUGGCUGUAUGGGAAACAAUGUUCAAGCCCUUAGCUGACAAUAAAAUGAUUUGAUUCGUAUGA